UGGCGAAUUUUAUCUCUAUUGAAGCAGAAAAUUUUUGAAUUUCAGGAAAUAAUCGCUCAGUGUCGGUUCUUAACAUCGGCCGGUUUCGAUACAACAGCUAAUACCUUAGCAUAUCUCUUAUAUUUGUUAUCGAAGCAUUACGAUGUUCAAGAGAACUUGCGUUCUGAGAUUGACAAUGAAAAAAAUAUAAAUUUUGAUACCAUAUCACAAAUGCCAUAUUUGCAGUGUGUAGUGGCCGAAACUCUUCGACUUUUUCCACAUGCUGCAAUGCUUCAGUCAAGACGAUGCAUGCAAGACUGUUUAAUUGGCGACUAUAAAUUCGCUAAGGACCUUAGUAUUAUCUUCGAUACUUGGAGUCUCCACUACGAUGUCGAUAUUUGGGGAGAUGAUGCGAAUGAUAGAUUUGGGCGAAAUCGAACACGAAAUGAGUCUUUAAGUUGGAUGCCGUUCGGCAUGGGAGCAAGGCAGUGUGUUGGAAUGAGAUUUGCACUACUUGAAAUCAAGGCGACAGUUUGCUAUCUCUUGAAAAGAUUUUAUAUCCGAACAACAAAUUGCUGUAAUGUAAGUCGAAUUGUUUUCACUGUGAAGUGUCAUUUUUGA
Dracunculus medinensis (Guinea worm) is the source of this 600-nucleotide messenger RNA. NCBI's taxonomy places the organism in Eukaryota, Metazoa, Nematoda, Chromadorea, Rhabditida, Dracunculidae. The record is from the annotation of a GenBank genome assembly.